AGAUAGAGAGAGACCAUGUUCCGCUGCGUCGUGCAGCGCGCUUGCAGCCUGCCCGCCUUGGAGAAGGGCGACAAGCGCAGCGACCCGGUGGCAAGCGUCACCUUCCGAGGGGUGAAGAAGAGAACCAAGGUCAUCAAGAACAACGUCAACCCUGUGUGGAACGAGGGUUUUGAGUGGGACCUGAAAGGAAUUCCAUUAGAUCAGAAUGCGGAGCUCCAUGUCGUCGUCAAAGACCAUGAGAAGAUGGGCAGAAACAGGUUCCUGGGCGAAGCUCAUGUGUCCCUGCGAGACGUCCUGGCAUCUCCCAACCUGGCGGCCAGCUUCAGCGCUCCCUUGCUGGACACCAAGGGGCAGAGCACCGGGGCGUGUCUCAUCCUGCAAGCCUCCUAUGUCCCGCCUCCUGGGGCUGCUCCUUUGUUUCCGCCUCCUGCCCCCCCGGAGCCAAAUCCAACCCCCGUUGAGCUGGACAUGGUGACAGAUACAGCCGGCGAGGAAGAGUCUGAAGACCCCCUUGGGACGGGCGACGAAGCUGAUCCUUCCACGGGACCCUCGGCGCCGGAUCAAGUCUCCCUGCCCAAGAAGCCCCCUUCGCACGUGGUCCACGGGAUCAAGAGGAGGAGAGGCGCCUCCAAAAAGCUCCUGUCCAACAAGCCGCAAGACUUCCAGAUCCGGGUGCGAGUCAUCGAAGGCCGGCAGCUUCCUGGAGUCAACAUCAAGUCUGUGGUGAAGGUCACGGCUGCCGGGCAGACCAAGAGGACCAGGAUUCGCAAAGGGAACUGCCCCGUCUUUGAUGAGACCAUUUUCUUCAAUGUCUUUGAAUCCCCGAUGGAGCUGUUCGAUGAGCCCAUAUUCAUCACAGUCGUUGACUCUCGCUCUCUCCGGACGGAUUCUGUCCUUGGAGAAUUCCGGGUGGAUGUUGGGACAAUUUAUGCCGAACCCAGACACGCCUUCCUCCGAAAGUGGCUCCUCCUUUCCGAUCCGGAGGAUUUUUCAGCAGGGGCUAAAGGCUACCUGAAGGUCAGCUUGCACGUCCUGGGCCCUGGCGACGAAGCGCCUGUGGAGAGGAAGGAAACAGCCGAAGAGAAGGAGGACAUCGAAGGAAACGUCCUCAGGGCGACGGGGGUCUCUCUGAGAGGGGCCCAUUUCUCCCUCAAGGUGUACCGAGCGGAGGACCUGCCCCAGAUGGACGAUGCCGUCCUGGACAGCGUCAAGCAGAUCUUUGGCUUUGAGAGCAGCAAGAAGAACUUGGUGGAUCCUUUUGUGGAAGUGAACUUUGCCGGGAAAAUGCUGUGCAGCAAGAUAGUGGAGAGGAACGCCAACCCCCAGUGGAACCAGAGCAUCACUCUGCCGGCCAUGUUUCCAUCCAUGUGUGAGAGGAUGAGGAUCCGGGUGGUGGACUGGGACCGGGUCACUCACAACGACAUCAUUGGCACGAUCCAUCUCUGCAUGUCCAAGAUCUCAGCUCCUGGAGGGGAACUGGAAGAGGAGUUUCCUGUCCCUGUGAAACCUUUCAAAGCUACCAACAUGGACGAUGCGCUGGGUUUCCUGCCCACCUUUGGCCCCUGUUACGUCAACCUGUACGGCAGCGCCAGGGAGUUCACAGGAUUUCCGGAUCCCUACGAGGAGCUCAACCUGGGAAAGGGAGAAGGGGUGGCUUAUCGCGGCCGGUUGCUGGUGGAGCUGGAGACCAAGUUGGUGGACCACGUGGAGCAGAAGGUCGGGGACAUCCCUCCUGAUGACAUCCUGCUGGUGGAGAAGUACCUUCGCCGGAGGAAAUACAAUCUCUUUGCCGCCUUCUACUCGGCCACCAUGUUGCAGAACGUGGACGACGCCAUCCAGUUCGAGGUCAGCAUGGGCAAUUAUGGCAACAAGUUUGACAGCACCUGCCUCCCUCUGGCUUCCACCACCCAGUACAGCCGGGCCGUGUUUGACGGCUGUCAGUAUUACUACCUGCCGUGGGGCAACGUGAAGCCGGUGGUCGUCCUCUCCUCCUACUGGGAAGACAUCAGCCACAGGACGGAUGUGCAGAACCGCCUCUGUGGCGCCGCAGACCGGCUGGAAGAGAACUUGGCGCUGGUCCAGCUGGCCAUCAAAGCCAAGUGCUCCGUGGGCGACCUGGACACCCUUGUCGCUCGGCUGAUCGAUGAGGUCAUCGUGGACUGCAGCCAGCCGCUGGUGGACGUCACCCAGAAGCCAACCAGCACCCACCUGGACAAGUUCCUGUAUCGCUUCCGCAGCACCAAUCUCAACCAGAUUGUCGAGGCAGCUCUGAGGUUGAAGAACGAAGACUCUGACCUGCAGGUGGUGCUGGACCAGGCGGAAGACUGGCUCUCCAGGCUGAAAUCCAUGGCGGAGGAGCCUCAGAACAGCCUGCCAGACGUGGUAAUCUGGAUGCUGCAGGGCGACCGUCGUGUGGCUUAUGCCCGGGUGCCGGCCCAUGAGGUCCUCUUUUCCCGGAGCGGGGCCAGUUGCUGCGGCAAAAACUGCGGGAAGCUCCAGACCAUUUUCUUGAAGUGUCCCCAGGGAGAAGUUAUGGGGCCCAGGAUCCCGGCCCAGAUCCGGGUGCAACUGUGGCUGGGGAUGGCCGUGGACGAGAAGGAAUUCAACCAGUCGGCCGAGGGGAGGCUCUCGGUCUUCGCUGAAACGUAUGAAAACCAGACCAAGCUGGCAUUGGUCGGCAACUGGGGUACCACCGGCUUGACCUACCCCAAAUACUCGGACGUCACCGGGAAGAUUAAGCUGCCAAAGGACAGCUUCAGACCUUCCACUGGCUGGGCCUGGGCUGGAGACUGGUUUGUCAGCCCCGAGAAGACGCUGCUGUACGAUGUGGAUGCCGGGCACAUGAGCUUCGUGGAGGAAGUCUUCGAGAAUCAAGUGCGCCUUCCGGGUGGUCAGUGGAUCCACAUGGCGGAGGCCUACACCGACGUGAAUGGGGAGAAAGUCCUGUCUAAGGAUGAGAUCGACUGUCCGGUGGGAUGGAAAUGGGAAGACGUGGAAUGGGACACGGAUCUCAACAGAGCGGUCGAUGAGAGAGGGUGGGAAUACGGCUUGACCAUCCCGCCAGACCACAGGCCAAAGUCCUGGGUGCCAGCAGAGAAAAUGUACCACACGAACCGGCGCAGGCGAUGGGUGAGGCUUCGCAGGAGGGACCUGGCGCAGAGGGAAGCUGUGAAGAAGUAUAAACAGGAGGAGCUGGAAGGAGAAGGCUGGGAAUAUGCCUCGCUCUUUGGCUGGAAGUUCCACAGGAAGUACCGCAAGACCGACGCCUUCCGCCGGCAGCGCUGGAGACGUCGGAUGGAGCCCCUCGAGCAAACGGGCGCUGCGGCCGUCUUUGCCCUGGAAGGGGCCCUGGGCGGAGUGACGGACGACAAGAGUGACGAUGGCAAAUCGGUGUCGACCUUCAACUUUGGCGUGAACCGUCCCACAAUCUCCUGCAUUUUUGACUAUGGGAACAGGUACCACCUGCGAUGUUACAUCUAUCAAGCGAGGGAUCUGAUUGCCAUGGAUAAGGACAGCUUUUCAGACCCCUACGCCACCGUCUCCUUCUUACACCAGAGCCAGAAGACGGUGGGCCAGAACACGUUGAACCCCACCUGGGACCAGACCCUGAUCUAUGAGAUCGAGAUCCAUGGAGCCCCCCAGAACAUUGCCGUCCCUCCCAACAUCGUGGUUGAAAUCUACGACCACGACACCUAUGGUGCCGACGAGUUCAUGGGGCGCUGCAUUUGCAAGCCGAGCCUGGACCGCAAGCCGAGGCUGUCGUGGUACCCCGUCUCGAGGGGCAGCCGGGGCACCGGAGAGCUGCUGGCUGCCUUUGAGCUCAUCCAGCGUGAAAGGCAGUGGCGGAGGAAGCCUCUGUGCCUCUCGGGGCUGCGUCGUGGAGCACCCCCUGGGGGUGGGGCAUUGCGAUGUCACAACGCAUGUCGGGACGGGCUGCGCAUGCAUGGAAAUGGCGCGUAUGCGCAAGUCCAUCCAGCCUGGCACCGCUGCUCCCACGGCGACCGGGUGACCGCUGAGCGGGCGGCGGGGCGUGGGGCUGCCCCGUCUCCGUGGGCCAAUGCUUGCUCGGCGGCUCGCUCGGUCGCCGUGGGAGCAGCGGGCACCGACUCGGAUGCAUCACGCCCGGCGCUGCUGCUCCCGCAGCGACUGGGGGAGCCACUGGGGGACAUCUCUCUCGGAGAGCUGAGCCAAGGAGCCAAGAGUGCAAAGUGUCUCUGUGUUUAUCUCGCUGUGCAGCAGGCAAGGAGUGUGCUGUGCCGGGCUGAGGGAAGACACGUCCCGAGUCCCUUCAGCGUGACGGAGGAGAGGCUGCUCUGUCCGUGGGCAGCCUCUGCCAGCUGGCACGGCUGGUCUUUGCUUUUUGCUUCCUUCCCACAGCCGGCCAUCCACCACAUCCCCGGCUUUGAGACCGAGCUGUCGUCCGUCUUCGACGAGUCUGAAGAUUCGGACCUGCCGUACCCUCCACCCCAGAGAGAGCCCAACAUCUUCAUGGUCCCUCAGGGGAUCAAGCCCGUCCUUCAGCGUACAGCCAUUGAGAUAUUGGCCUGGGGGCUCCGGAAUCUGAAAAGCUACCAGCUGGCCAGUGUGACGUCUCCCAGUCUCCUGGUGGAGUGCGGAGGGCAGAUGGUUCAGUCGUGCGUCAUCAAGAAUCUCAAGAAGAACCCCAACUUUGAUAUCUCUGUCCUCUUCAUGGAAGUGAACUUGCCAAGGGAAGAUCUGUACUGUCCCCCCAUCAUCAUCAAAGUGAUUGACAACAGGCCCUUUGGCCGGAAGCCGGUAGUGGGGCAGUGCACCAUCCGCUCUCUGGAAGCAUUUUUCUGCGAUCCCUACAAGGAGGAAAUCGUGUUCCCUGAAAUGCAUGCAGAUGACGUGAGCCUCACUCCAAGGGAUGAUGUCCUCAUUGAUAUUGAUGACAAAGAACCUCUCAUUCCAGUCCAGCCUGAGGACGGCAUGACCAGCUCAGCUUUCAUUAACGCGCAAACUUCUCGGGCCGACCUCCAUGAAGAAGAGUUCAUCGAUUGGUGGAGCAAGUUCUACGCUUCCACGGGCGACCGGGAAAAGUGCGGCACAUACCUGGAAAAGGGUUUUGACACGCUAAAGGUCUAUGAAACGGAGUUGGAGAACAUAGCAGACUUUGGGGGUCUCUCGGAUUUCUGCAACACCUUUAAGCUGUACCGUGGCAAGACUCAGGAUUCCAAUGAAGACCCGACCGUCGUGGGGGAAUUCAAGGGCGCCUUCAAGAUCUACCCUCUGCCGGAUGACCCCUCGGUGGCAGUGCCUCCUCGCCAGUUCCACCAGCUUCCAGCCAGAGGCCCCCAGGAAUGCCUCGUCCGCGUUUACAUCAUCCGGGCCUUUGAUCUGCAGCCAAAGGACUCAAACGGAAAGUGUGACCCUUAUGUCAAGAUAUCUGUGGGGAAGAAAUCCAUCAAUGACCAGGACAAUUACCUGCCCUGCACGCUGGAGCCCGUCUUUGGAAAGAUGUUUGAGCUGACGUGUAUUCUGCCCCUGGAGAAAGAUCUGAAGGUCACCCUCUACGACUACGACCUCUUGUCCAAAGACGAGAAAAUCGGGGAAACCACCCUGGACCUCGAGAACCGGUUCCUUUCCAGAUUUGGGUCCCGCUGCGGCCUGCCUCAGACUUACUGCAUUUCUGGUCCCAACCAAUGGAGAGAUCAACUCCGUCCUUCUCAGCUGCUCCACCACUUUGCUCUGCAACGCAACUGGAAGCCUCCUGUCUACACACCUGACCGGAUCAUCUUCCGAGAUCAGACCUACCGUCUCCCGGACCUUGAGGAUGGCAAGCCCCCCAACUCGCACCUGGGUCCCCUGGAGGAGAGGCUCGCCUUGUAUGCCCUGCAGAAGCAAGGCCUGGUCCCGGAGCACGUGGAGACGAGGCGGCUGUACAGCCCCCUGCAACCGGACAUUGAGCAGGGAAAACUCCAGAUGUGGGUCGAUGUGUUUCCCAAAUCCCUGGGGCCCCCGGGGCCCCCGUUCAACGUGACCCCACGGAAAGCAAAGAGGUUCUACCUGCGCUGCAUUAUCUGGAACGCCAAAGACGUGAUCCUGGACGACCUCAGCAUCACGGGGGAAAAGAUGAGUGACAUCUACGUCAAAGGGUGGCUUGCCGGUUAUGAAGAGAACAAGCAGAAGACGGACGUCCAUUACCGGUCGAUGGGAGGUGAAGGGAAUUUCAACUGGAGGUUUGUCUUCCCUUUUGACUACCUCCCUGCCGAGCAGGUCUGCUAUGUCUCCAGGAAGGAGCAUUUCUGGAGCCUUGACAAGACAGAGAACAAAGUUCGUCCGCAGCUGGUCCUUCAGAUCUGGGACAACGACAAGUUUUCUUUUGAUGACUACUUGGGUUCCAUCCAGCUGGAUCUCAACUGCAUGCUGAAGCCAGUCAAGACAGCUGAGAAGUGCACAGUGGACCUCCUUGACGCCACAGAGAGGGUGGUCUCGCUCUUCGAGCAGAAGACAGUGAAGGGCUGGUGGCCGUGCGUGGCAGAGGAGAAUGGGGAGAAGACCAUCGGAGGAAAGUUGGAAAUGACCCUGGAGAUCAUCAACGAGCAAGAGCAUGAAGAAAGGCCGGCUGGGUUGGGCCGAGAUGAGCCGAACAUGAAUCCCAAGCUGGAAGACCCAAAGCGUCCAGAGACCUCCUUCCUGUGGUUUACCUCCCCCUACAAGACUCUGAAGUAUAUCCUGUGGAGACGGUUCAAGUGGGUCUUCCUCGUCUUCCUCUUAAUCCUCAUUGUGCUGCUCUUCCUGGGGAUCUUCAUCUAUGCCUUCCCGAACUACGCUGCCAUGAAACUGGUGAAGCCCUUCAGCUGAAUGUGGGCCAGGGAGGAGAAAGAGCUGCUGGGAAGGAGCCGGAGAACCCGCUGAGAUCCGCGGAUGGUGGCACCUUUCGAAAGGCAUGGCCCAACCUCUGCCACGCUGUGCAAAGGGGGAAAGGGAUUGGCGGUGCAGAAACUGCACUCUUACACACACACACACACACACACACACACACACACACACAACCCCCCUCCCCACUUCUCCAACCCUGCGACUGCUGCUCAGGUGACUGAACUGGUAUACCAAAGCUGGCCUUUCCCCCAACCCUCUGCGGGCUUGUUUUCUGUAUAGAGAAGCUGAAAGAGCCCCCGUGAGACCUCCCUCGGACACCGGGACAAGAAGAUGCUCGCUUCUUGCCCAACGGUAGCCAGCCCAUGAGGAGAGCUGGAUCCCCGCAUGCGACUUCCUCUUCCGGCAUCGGCAAGGUGCACGAAGCCUCUUGGAAACGGGAAAAGCAUGGUCCGGUGGGUUUUUAGGAUCCGGACCCCGGAAUCCUCCACACCCCAUAAUCCAGACACUCCCCAGCGUUCCUGCUUACCAGGGAUGGCUCCUGUUUCACGAUC
Messenger RNA from Lacerta agilis (Sand lizard), 7394 nucleotides. It is a transcript of the gene DYSF, whose product is annotated as dysferlin. The record is from RefSeq and is a predicted model, not a curated record. Gene Ontology annotation, molecular function: calcium-dependent phospholipid binding; calcium ion binding. Gene Ontology annotation, cellular component: membrane; cytoplasmic vesicle; T-tubule. Gene Ontology annotation, biological process: T-tubule organization; macrophage activation involved in immune response; plasma membrane repair. Lineage: Eukaryota; Metazoa; Chordata; Lepidosauria; Squamata; Lacertidae.